This is a messenger RNA of Epinephelus lanceolatus (giant grouper), 2048 nucleotides long. RefSeq lists its product as uncharacterized. The record is from RefSeq and is a predicted model, not a curated record. NCBI's taxonomy places the organism in Eukaryota, Metazoa, Chordata, Actinopteri, Perciformes, Serranidae. Gene Ontology annotation, biological process: positive regulation of transcription elongation by RNA polymerase II. Gene Ontology annotation, molecular function: protein binding.
GUGGGAGCGUGUUAAACAUGUAAUGCUGAUGUUACUUUAAGGCUGUGUUUUAAUCCUAUGUAACAUUACUGUCAUGGUUUAAGGUAAAGUGUAAGGGCACAGAACACCUCUGCUCGUGCAACAAAGAAUGCCGCUGUGCCCAUGUGGACAUGCAGCUGUACCGGUGGCCAGAUUACAAGACACAGCUUCUCAGAGAGCUGCAGAGACAACAAAACAAUGCCCAAUUCUGUGAUACCCUGUUGCAAACUGAGGGUAUCUCAGUCCCAACCCACAGUUGCAUUCUUGCGGCUCUCAGUCCCUACUUGUCUCAGAAGAUUUCAGCCUCCCCGCUGCCUCCAUCGGGCCAGAAGCGCCAGCUCCAGCUCCAGGCUGUGAAGGCCCAGACCCUGCUGAAGCUUGUUGGUCUUCUGUACUCUGGGGAGCUGGCGGUAGAAGGAAGCGCAGAGCAGAAUGAUGUGCUGUCUGCAGCCCGCCAGUUUGGAAUCACAGACCUUGUUGAAGGACAGAAAGAUGGGGUUGGGAAGGAGGGAGAACUCCAGAAAAGAAAUUUUGGGAGUUGCAGAGAGAGGUCUGAAAGUAGAAAAAUGCAGGAUGCACAAAUUCAGGCUGAAAUGGCUGGAAUGAGAGAGAGAGAUUUCCCAACUGAAAAGCGAAGGUGUGUAUCCAUAGGCACACAGACUGUUAAAACUGUUGAAAAGACAGUGGGCGGUUAUUUUACUUCCAUCUCAUUGCAAUCCCAAAACAUCACACUUGAUAAAUAUAUUAGCUCCACUCCUCCACCUACUUCCAGUAAGCCCAGUGGAAUGUGCAGUGAUGGAGAAACUACAUUAGAUCGAUCCUGUGACAGUGUAACAAAUCCCACAUCAAUUCCAUCUUCGUCCAGCAACGUGAAGACUCUCCCUAUUCCCCCUAAUGAUGGCUCAGACUCUCCAACACCUCAGGAAGACAGCGCCAACCAGCGGUCAUCUGGGUCCGGGGACAGCUUACAGGUGUCGGCUGAGGAUGUGACAGGAUUGGAGGAUGGAAAAUCAAAUGGCAAUGGCAGUGAAAAUACAGAGUGGCCAAGCCACAGCAACAGAGAUGAGAUGCUAGGAGAAGAAAGGGGAAACUUAACAGAGAGGAGGUGUGUACAUGUAGGGAUAAAGAACCUGGCCAAGAUGAAACAGAGGCAGCAGAUGAUGGACACCACACAGUUUUCUGUCAAGGUGAAGCUGAAGAGGAGGACCAAAGGAGAAGAGUGGGAGGUUGUGAGCAUGAAAGACAAAGAUGACAUGUUGUCAGUUCUUACCGCCCGGAAACAGGAUGACUCCAACCACAAAAGGCCACAGGCGGACCUUACAGACAGCAAAGCCCCUCCCUCCUCUGUCCAGCCAUGCUCAAUUCAUAAACCAGAGACCUUGAUUGUUCAACCUGCUGCCACCAACCCCCCUGAACCAUCUUCUCACCCCAACGCCACCUCUGACUUCCAGCUCCUCUCUAGUGAUUGCCUCGCCCCAAACCAAAAUGAUGGCUUAGUGUCAGUUACUCAGCCUCCAGGCCCUGUGGAGGAGUGUGAUGAGCAGAUAGAGAAGCUGUUGGAGGACAUCAUGAUGGGUCUGAACAUCCUGCCAAACUUGGAGAGGGACUGCAAGAAGUCUCAUUAUCCACAGCCGAACCAUGAUGAAGCACUGGCUGUUUGCCAGGUCCCAGCUACAGAGAAUGAGAGGCUGCAGAGUCGCAUGCAUGCUGCUGUCAGCGCAGCAGAGAUUGUGUAUGACCAAGAUUUUGGGACACAAAUUGGUCACUCAUCAACAGAUACAGCUCAGAACCAGCCCAGCUGCUCAGGCCUUUCAUCUGUACAGCCAGAUGCUGUGCUAAUCCAGCAGCAGCAGCAGCAGCAACAGCAGCAGCAGCAGCAACAGCAACAGCAGCCCUCUCCUCAGUAUCACUCAUCUGUCACAUCCAUGGAACAAAGAGAUGAACCGAGUCACCCGGGCAUACCUCUGUCUAAAAGAACUGUUUUCACAGGACAGUCAGAGCAUCCUACAGUUUUUACCCCUGACAAAUGA